AAAAACAACUAGAAAAUUAUACACGCAAUAAUGGCUUACUUAGUUUUCAUUGGAUUAUCAACAUAACUGAUUCACUCGACGCUCACUACAUGGCCAACGUGGAUACUCCUAUUUCAGAGAGUGGAACAAUGAACCUUACGUUAUACGAUCGGCUGCUACCACCCGGAGCGAGCUACAACUGGGGCGUGUUAUUACUCGGGUUUGUCGUCGUGUUCGGGAUUACCGGAAACGUGCUGGUGUGCCUCGCAAUAUCGUUGGAGAAGCGUCUGCAAACAGUGACCAAUUACUUCCUGUUGUCUCUGGCCGUAACAGAUCUGCUUGUAUGCAUUCUCGUCAUGCCUAUGAGCAUAUUGAACGAGUUCUUUGGAUACUGGCGCUUCACAGCACAAGCAUGCAAUGUUUACAUUACCACUGACGUUUUGAUGUGCACGUCAUCAAUUCUUCACCUAUGCAGCAUCUCCGUGCAGCGGUAUCUUGCAAUACGCUCACCAUUAAAGACGAGAAACAAGUCUAAAUCAGUAGUGGUGGCAAAGAUCGGGGUAAUCUGGGUGGCCGCUGUGGCUAUAUCUAGUCCUGUGACAGUUCUGGGAGCACUUGAUCAAUCAAAUAUAUUUAACAAUCAUCAGUGUCUUUUGAACAACGACGGUUUUAUAAUAUACGGAUCGAUUCUAGCCUUCUUCAUUCCUCUGAUAAUCAUGGUGAUAACAUAUACGUUAACAGUGCGUCUUCUUCGAAAACAGUCAAAGCUUUGUGAUCCAAACAGCCAAGACGCAAAAGAGGGAAAACCGAUUAUACGGAGGUGUAAGACUUCCGUCCGCCGCCACAAUUCAUUGUCGGAUUGCAGGCUCGUUAAUAAAGACUGUUAUGAGCUAUUUGAAAAAGAGAAGAUAAAUAAUAAUUCAAAUCCUGGUCAUAUAUACAAGCAAAUACCAAGUAUUAUUCCACAUUCUGUAUCAUGCGAGUCAUUAUACACUGCGAACGUUACAAGGAAAACAUUCAAUGUAAAAGAACCAUCAAAGUCGUGUUUCUUAGAUGUUCCACGGCUAUAUACUGUUAACAAUUCCACAGAGACGUUAACUUCCAGUGAUAUUGAUAUAUCGGAGGAAGAGGAGUCAUUCUCGAAAUUCCAUGUGCAUGAUUGCUCGAGAAAAUCUUCCUUGACCCGGACAUUCAUUGUGAAAGCCUCGAGUCUCUUGAGUCUCGCCAGAUACAAACACGACAAAACCACCGUUAGAACUGAGCAAAAGGCGUCAAAAGUAUUGGGACUUGUGUUUGUGAUAUUUGUGAUGUUAUGGUUACCGUUUUUUAUAGUGAAUAUUAUCCCAGCGCUUUGUGACGCAUGCCCCGUUAACCCGACGCUGGUCUCGACAUGCGCAUGGCUUGGUUGGGCUUCUUCCACCAUCAACCCAAUUAUCUACACCACGUUCAACAAAACCUUUAAGCGGGCCUUUAUAAAACUCUUGACGUGUAAAUACCAUACGACUGCAGAGUCAACAUGUCCUUUGUCCAAAGAUGUUAGGAAAUCCAAUGUGAUCAUAAGAGAAAAUUCCAGUGAUAGAGAGUUGACUCUAGUAUAAUAUUUGUUAAUAUAUGACGGACAGCGUUACUUUAGACCCAAUAUCGUUGUAUAUACAGAUUGCACAAAAACUUAA
This is a messenger RNA of Mya arenaria, 1652 nucleotides long. Its product is annotated as 5-hydroxytryptamine receptor 2A-like. Gene Ontology annotation, molecular function: dopamine neurotransmitter receptor activity, coupled via Gi/Go; G protein-coupled receptor activity. The record is from RefSeq and is a predicted model, not a curated record. Gene Ontology annotation, cellular component: membrane. Bases 90 to 1577 code for a protein of 495 amino acids. Gene Ontology annotation, biological process: adenylate cyclase-activating adrenergic receptor signaling pathway. The transcript has 2 exons. NCBI's taxonomy places the organism in Eukaryota, Metazoa, Mollusca, Bivalvia, Myida, Myidae.